UCACGUGGCCAGGAACGCUUGUCUAAUCGCGACCGAUCCGCACCGCACCGCCCCUGCCCAGGUAGGAAGUGCAGCUGGCUUGCACCAGUGUGAGGGCGGAGACGCGCUGUUUGCCCGACUGCUUGAGGUGGGUCGGGGGCUCUGCUUAGAACUCGCACAAUUCUGAAUGGAGGAGGAGAAAGUCCGGUUGCUGAAAGGCAGACUUUCCAUGCGCCGGUAGCCUCCAAGUCCAGAACACCCCCGAAUUCACCUCUGACAAAAUUCUGGGGGACGCUGGGCACCCUGAAUCACCAUGGGCAAUGAGAACAGCACCUCGGACAACCAGCAGGAGGAUGCCGGCUUGCAUAACGUCAUCCUGUGGCCUCCAGACCCUGAGCCCCCACAGAGGAUUUCAUCAGCUCAGACCCCCAGGUCUGCGCAACCACCUGGGAACAGCCAGAAUAUAAAAAGGAAGCAGCAGGACACGCCCGGAAGCCCUGACCACGGAGACACAUCCAGCACUGGUCUUGGAGGCUUCUGCACCGCUUCUGAGAGUUCUGCCAGCCUGAAUCCAUGCCUUGUGUCCCCAGAGGUGACUGAGCCAAGGAAGGACCCACAGGGAGCCAGGGGACCAGAAGGUUCUUUGCUGCCCGGCUCGCCACCACCCCAGGAGCGAGAGCACCCCUCGUCCUCCAUGCCCUUUGCCGAGUGUCCCCCGGAAGCUUGCUUGGCAAGUCCAGCAGCGGCACCUGAAGAUGGUCUUCACACUCAGUCCCCCUGGAGGGAACCUGCCCCAAAUGCCCCAGGGGACAUCAAGGCAUUUCCCGAGAGGGACAGCUCUACUCCACACCAAGAGGUUCCCAUCAUCCCCAGUGCUGGAAGAGAGAGCGAGCCAAAGGAAGAGGGACAGAAGCCCUCCUCCUCCUUCUCCAGUUGCAUUGACCAGUCACCUGGAAUGUCACCAGUACCUCUCAGAGAGCCAACGAAAGCACCCCCGUGUGGAGAGGGGGAUCAGCCUGGUGAUUUAGAGUUCCAAGGGAAAGAGGUUGCAGGUGGCUUUCCCCUCACAGAGUCCAGGCAGGGGGUGGCUUCUGUGAAAGUGACCCCUGAUGUCACUGCCAUAGCUGAGCUGGGCACAGAGAGCUCAGCUGUCUUAGAGAAGUCCCGCCUAAGACCAGAGGCCCUGAUCCCACCAGAUCCAGCGCUGAAAGCCUCAGACAGAGAAAAAUGCCAAGUGGAGGUGCCGCCUCAGUAUUUAACAGAUGACUUGGAAUUCCUCAGGGCCUGCCCUUGCCCUAGGAGCAAUGCAGGGGCUGCCCCAGAAGCAGAAGUGAAUGCCGCUUCCCAGGAGAGCUGCCAUCAGCCAGUGGGAGCAUAUCUGCCACACACAGAGCUGCCCCAGGGCUCACCGAGUCCUGCCCUGGUGCCAGGGGAUGGGGGCUCUGGGAAGGAGGCUCUGGACACCAGUGAUGUUCAGGGUCACCCACAGACAGGGAUGCAAGGAACCGAGCCCAGUCAAAUUGUCUGUGUGGCGGCAGGCGGCCAGCCUGAAGGGAGCUUGCUUGUGAGCCUGGAGCCCUCCCUGCUCACUCCGACCAAGGAAGCACAUCCAGCUUCAAGACUCGCUUCACUCCCAGCUGCUCAGAUUUCUACUGCCAUAGAAGGACCUGGAUCAUUGUCCAGGGAAUCAGUUUCCAAGGCUGGGAUGCCAGUUUCUGCAGAUGCAGCCAAAGAAGAGGUGGCGGAUGCAGGGUUGCUGGGACUGGAGAGGCAAGCAUCAGACCUUGGAAGCAAGGGAGAGCAUCCAGAAGGGAGCUCUGAAGAGUUUCCUGCCCCAUCAUCCCAGGAGGGGGGAGAGCACUUGAACAGGGAGCAAAGCCAUAUGGUCCAACAAGAAGUAGCACCCCCUCCUCUUCCCAAUGCACGAAGUGACAGUGGCAGAGGGUCACUGGGGCCAUCGGAUGGAGCCGAGGCCCAUGAAGAUGCCACAAGCCCGGCUGUGGUGAAAGAAGGAAGCAGAUCCCCCUGUGACAGCCCUAGAGGAAAGGAAGAAGCCCCAGAGCUGCCUGACAGUGCAGACCCAGGGAACCUGCGAGGAGAGGACUCUUGGGCUUCCAGCAGCAUGCAUGAUCAGGAAGUAGGCAAAGAUGAGCUUUCAAAGCCAAGCAGUGAUGCAGAGAGCAGAGACCAUCCCAGCUCACACUCAGCACAGCCACCCAGAAAGGGGGGUGCCAGGCACACAGACGGGCCUCACUCUCAGACAUCAGAGGCCGAUGCAUCUGGCCCACCACACAAGCUGGGUGAGGAGGACCCCAUCCUGCCCCCUGUGCCAGAUGGAGCUGGUGAGCCCACUGUUCCCGAAGGAGCCAUCUGGGAGGGCUCAGGAUUGCAGCCCAAAUGUCCUGACACCCUUCAGAGUGGGGAAGGACCGGGUGGAAUGGAGCCUCUCCUGACUUCAGAAUCAGAUAAAUCAGAGUUUCUGCCAACUCCUGUUGUGGAGGCUGGACCCAAAGCCCUGGAAGGGGAGAACACAUUGGAAAUAAGGAAGAUGGGCAGCUGUGAUGGGGCGGGCUCGCUGACAUCCCCAGGUCAACCCAGUGGGCCGGGGUGUGAUGCACUGAGACAGGAAUUUCAUGCUGGGGUGCCACAUCCCCCCAAGGGGGAGAACUUGGCAGCAGACCUGGGGCUUGCGGCGCUCAGCCUGGACCAAGAUCAGCAGGAAAUCCCGUCCUGCCCGGGGGAAGGCUGGAUAAGAGAAGCUGCCUCCGAAUGGCCCCCACUAUCUUCUGAGCGGCAUCUCCAGGCAUCCCAGGCAGACCCAGAGGCAUCCACCUUUGAUGUGCUCAAGGAGCAGGCCCAGCCACCUGAAAAUGGGAAAGAGACUUAUCCAAGCCAUCCAGGUUUUAAGGACCAGGGAGCAGAUUCUUCCCAAAUCCACGAACCUGUGGAACCUCAGGAAGGUAUGAACUUGCCCACUCAUGGAGGACAGGAGCAGGCUUUGGGAUCAGAACUUCAAAGUGAGUUCUCCAAAGGCAGCCUGUCUGAUGCUCCCAGUUCAUCUCCCACUGACAUGGUUUGGGAGAGUUCUCCCAUAGAAAAGUUAGAAUUGUCAGCACCAACGAGACAGAAGUUGCCUGCACUGGGGGAGAAGCAGCCAGAAGGAGCACGCGGUGACGGUCAGUCCUUGAGGGUCUCGCCUCCAGUGGCAGAUGUCUUAAAAGACUUUCCUCUUGCAGGGAACUUGAGCAGAAAGGAAACUUGCUGUACUGGGCAGGGGCCAAACACGUCUCAACAGGCAUUGGCUGGUGCCUUGGAAGAAGGCAGCCAGCGUGAAGAAGCAUGUCAAAGGGAUGCAGGAGCUUCUGAAGCAGCUGAUGGUUGUUCCUCACUCUGGGGCUUGAGUAAGAGGGAGGUGGCAAGUAGAAACACAGUGGAGGCCCCACCUUGUCAGCCUGACUCAGUAGCACUCCUGGAUGCAGCUCCCUGCCCACCAGCCCUGGCGCCUGCCAGCCCCAGAGUCACACCCACCCAGGAGGCCCCAGAGACAGAGGCAUGUGAUGAAACCCAGGAAGGCAGGCAGCAACCAGUGCCAGCCCCACAGCAGAAAAUGGAGUGCCCGGCCACUUCGGAUGAAGAGGCCCCAAAGCUUCUUGCAAGUUUCCCAUCAGCUGGGGAGCAAGGUGGUGAAGCGGGGGCUGCUGAGACUGGUGGGAGUGCUGAUGCAGGAGACCCAGGAAAGCAGCGGGCUCCAGAGGAACUGGGAGAAGCUACUUUAAGUGGUGGCUUCUUUCAGACAGAGCACUGCCUUACCUCCAGGGAGGAAGCUUCUACAUCUGCCCUGCAUGUGCCCUGUCAAGCUGAGCAGCCCACGGCCAGCUGCCAGGAUGCCUGGCUGCCAGCCAGAGAGCAGGGUGGGAUUCCCAGGAGCACCAUGGAUAUCUCUGCCCACCAGGCUGUCCCAGACCCAAAGGAGCUCCAGCUGUCUGGGCCACCAGAAGUGGCUGCUCCUGACACCUCUUACCUGCAUGUCAACAGUGCUAUCCGGAAAGGAGCAGAAGACAGCGGAGUGAAAGCCAUUUCCUCCGCAGGCCCCAGAGCUCCUGGCGAAAGCCCCCGUCCUGUCAGGGAGCCCCUGCUUGCCUUGGAAAAUGCUUCCUCCGUGAAGCUGUCUGCUGGCUCCCUCACCUCCGUCUUGCAACCAGGACCUACAGGUGGAGAAAUCUCUGCAGUGCAAGCCAACAGCAGCAGCCCCAAAGCCAGAACCACAGAGGGACCUGUGGACUCCAUGCCAUGCCUGGACAGGAUGCCACUUCCGGCCAAGGGCCAGCAGGCAACAGGGGAGGAGAAAGCAGCAACGGCUUUGGGUGCAGGUGCCAAGGCCAGCGAGGAGGGCAUGGCAGCAGGAGAGACAGAGGGCAGCAUGGAGAGGAUGGGAGUGCCUCCCCAGGACCCAAGGCAGGGCACAUCAGGUGGUGUGGACACAAACUCUGAGCAAAUCGCCACCCUUGCCGGCUUCCCAGACUUUAGGGAACACAUCGCCAAGAUCUUUGAGAAGCCUGUGCUCGGAGCCCUGACUGCACCUGGAGAAAAGGCAGCAGCUGGGAGGAGUGCAGCAGGCAAGGACCUCACCAGGCCACUGGGCCCAGAACAGCUUGUAGAUGAGCCUCCAGGAGUGGACAUCACCCCUCUCCCUGCACCUCCUGCUCCACUCCAGGCGGAGAAGAAGCAAGAGUUGGCUGGAGAGGCUGAGAUUUCCCGUCUGGCUCUGCAGGAUCCAGCUUCAGACAAGCUUCUGGGUCCAGUAGGGCCGAUCUGGGAGCAGAACUUGCCAGGUGCCAGUGUGGGGAAGGAGAUGGCAGGUAUCUCACCCACACUGAGGGAAGAUGAGAGGCCAGAGGGGCCAGGGGCAGCCUGGCCAGGCCUGGAAGGCCAGGCUCACUCACAGCAGGAGAUAAGCGGGCAGGAAUUAGCUUCAGGUCUUCCUUCACCAGCAGCUACUCGGGAGCUCCCUGUGGAGAGAGCCGCUGCCUUCCAGGUGGCCCCUCAUAGCCAUGGAGAAGAGGCUGUGGCUGAAGACAAAAAUCCUUCUGGAAAGCAGCACCAGGAAACAUCCGCCUGCGACAGUCCACAUGGAGAAGACGGUCCUGGGAACUUUGCUCACACAGGGGUUCCAGGGUCCACCUGUGCCCUGCAAGCCCCUUCUCCCCAGAGGGAGGCUUUGAAUAUGCCUGAGGCCAAUGGUGAGCCCUGGACCCCUGGCAUGCUUCGGGGUGAGAGGAGGCCUGGAGUCACUGCUGGCAUCUUAGAAAUGGAAAAUGCCCCCGGCAACCAGAGCACCCCUGCACCACCAGCUGAAGAAAUGGCAGACACUCCCCUGGAGCCCUGCAAGAUGGCAGGUGCUGCUGGAGAAGCAGAGGGUGACAUCACCCUGAGCACAGCUGAGACACGGGCAUGUGUGUCCGGUGACCUGCCUGAAGCAGGUACUACGAGGGCGUUCUCCAUCGCAGCUGGCGACUUGGCACUGCCAGGAAGCUGUCAGGACGCAGCCUGCUCUGACAAGACCCAGGGGAUGGAGGGUACAGCUGCCCUUCAUGGGGACAGCCCAGCCAGGCCCCAGAAGGCUAAGGAGCAGCCAGGGCCUGAGUGCCCCAUUCCUGCCGGGGAUGGGAAGGUGUGUGUCUCCUCACUUCCAGAACCUGACGAAACUCACAACCCGAAGCUGCAACAUUUGGCUUCAGAACCGCUCCACGCUGACAGAGAGAGCCCCAGGGAUGGCCCAUCCAUCUUACCUUCGGUUCCUAAGAAGGACGCCCCAAAAGUCGUGGAUAAAGUCACUUCAGAUGAGGCCAGAGGUGCAGAAGGAACAAAAAGUUCACCUGUGGCAGAUGAUGUCAUCCAGCCUACUGUCCCCGCAGACCUGGAAAACCCAUCCUUAGCUGCCGCUUCCCACCACGGUGAUGUUGUUGGCCAGGUCUCUACGGAUCUGACAGCCCAGAGCACCUCCCCAGCUGCUGCCCUCGUGGGUCCCGCUCCCUCGGCUGCAGAACACACAGCUUCACCUUCUGCCCCUGCUGGUGACGGAGUAGAAGCUUCCAGUCCCUCCUGCCCAGAUCUGGCCAAGGACCUCAGCAGGAGUUCUGAUUCUGAAGAGGCAUUUGAGACCCCGGAGUCAACGACCCCUGUCAAAGCUCCAUCUGCUCCACCCCCGCCGCCCCCCGAAGUCAUCCCAGAACCUGAGGUCAGCGCACAGCCACCCCUGGAAGAACCAGGAUGUGGUUCUGAGACAGUCCCUGUCCCCGAUGGCCCACGGAGUGACUCGGUGGAAGGAAGUCCCUUCCGUCCCCCGUCACACUCCUUCUCUGCCGUCUUCGAUGAAGACAAGCCGAUAGCCAGCAGCGGGACUUACAACUUGGACUUUGACAACAUUGAGCUUGUGGAUACCUUUCAGACCUUGGAGCCCCGUGCCUCAGACGCUAAGAAUCAGGAGGGCAAAGUGAACACACGGAGGAAGUCCACGGAUUCCGUCCCCAUCUCUAAGUCUACACUGUCCCGGUCGCUCAGCCUGCAAGCCAGUGACUUUGAUGGUGCCUCUUCCUCAGGCAAUCCCGAGGCCGUGGCCCUCGCCCCAGAUGCCUAUAGCACGGGUUCCAGCAGUGCUUCCAGUACCCUUAAGCGAACUAAAAAACCGAGGCCGCCUUCCUUAAAAAAGAAACAGACCACCAAGAAACCCACAGAGACUCCCCCAGUGAAGGAGACGCAACAGGAGCCAGACGAAGAGAGCCCCGUCCCCAGUGAGGAGAAUCUAGCAUCUGAGACGAAGACAGACUCUGCCAAGACGGAAGGUCCUGACCCAGCCUCAUUGGAGGAGACGCCCCUUGAGCCUGCCACGGGACCCAAAGCUGCCUGCCCUCCGGACUCAGAGAGUGCGGAAGGGGCGGUCCCCCCAGCUUCUGGAGGUUGCAGAGUGCAGAACUCACCCCCCGUCGGGCGGAAGACACUGCCUCUUACCACGGCCCUGGAGGCAGGGGAGGGAACCCCAUCAGAUAGCCGGGGGCAAGAGGACUCUCCAGCCAAAGGGCUCUCCGUGAGGCUGGAGUUUGACUAUUCUGAGGACAAGGGUAGUUGGGACGACCAGCAGGAAAACCCCCCUCCUACCAAAAAGAUAGGCAAAAAGCCAGUUGCCAAAAUGCCCCUGAGGAGGCCAAAGAUGAAAAAGACACCCGAGAAACUUGACAACACUCCUGCCUCACCUCCCAGAUCCCCUGCUGAACCCAAUGAUAUCCCCAUUGCUAAAGGUACUUACACCUUUGAUAUUGACAAGUGGGAUGACCCCAAUUUUAACCCUUUUUCUUCCACCUCAAAAAUGCAGGAGUCUCCCAAACUGCCCCAACAAUCAUACAACUUUGACCCAGACACCUGUGAGGAGUCCGUUGACCCCUUUAAGACAUCCUCUAAGACCCCCAGCUCACCUUCUAAAUCCCCAGCCUCCUUUGAGAUCCCAGCCAGUGCUAUCGAAGCCAAUGGAGUGGACGGAGAUGGGCUAAACAAGCCCGCUAAGAAGAAGAAGACGCCCCUCAAGACUGACACAUUUAGGGUGAAAAAGUCGCCAAAACGGUCUCCUCUCUCUGAUCCACCUUCCCAGGACUCCACCCCAGCUGCUACACCAGAAACGCCACCGGUGAUCUCUGCAGUGGUCCACGCCACAGAUGAGGAAAAGCUGGCGGUCACCAACCAGAAGUGGACAUGCAUGACGGUGGACCUGGAGGCUGACAAGCAGGACUACCCGCAGCCCUCGGACCUGUCCACCUUUGUAAACGAGACCAAAUUCAGUUCCCCCACUGAGGGUAAGCAACCCUGUGGCCAGCCGGACCCCAACUCUGCCUCGGAGAAUACUGGCCCUAGGGAGCCCGAGGCCAGGAGAGAAACUUCUCAGCCAGAGUUGGAUUACAGAAACUCCUAUGAAAUUGAAUAUAUGGAAAAAAUUGGCUCCUCCGUACCUCAGGACGAUGACGCCCCGAAGAAGCAGGCCUUGUACCUUAUGUUCGAUACCUCUCAGGAGAGCCCUGUCAAGUCACCUCCCGUCCACAUGUCAGAGUCCCCGACGCCGUGUUCAGGGUCAAGUUUUGAAGAGACUGAAGCCCUUGUGAACGCUGCUACCAAAACCCAGCAUCCUGUCCCACGAGGGCUGGCCCCUAACCAAGAGCCACACUUGCAGGGGCCAGAAAAAUCCUCCCAGAAGGAGCUGGAGGCCAUGGCCUUGGGCACCCCUUCAGAGGCAAUUGAAAUUACCUCUCCCGAGGGCUCCUUUGCCUCUGCUGACGCCCUCCUCAGCAGGCUAGCUCACCCCGGCUCUCUCUGUGGUGCACUUGACUAUCUGGAGCCCGACUUAGCAGAAAAGAACCCCCCACUAUUCGCUCAGAAACUUCAGGAAGAGUUAGAGUUUGCCAUCAUGCGGAUAGAAGCUCUGAAGCUGGCCAGGCAGAUUGCUUUGGCUUCCCGCAGCCACCAGGAUGCCAAGAGAGAGGCUGCUCACCCAACAGAUGUCUCCAUCUCCAAAACAGCCUUGUACUCCCGCAUCGGGACCACCGAGGUGGAGAAGCCUGCGAGCCUUCUGUUCCAGCAGCCCAACCUGGACUCCACCCUCCAGAUUGCCAGAGCAGAGAUCAUAACCAAGGAGAGAGAAGUCUCAGAAUGGAAAGAUAAAUAUGAAGAAAGCAGGCGGGAAGUGAUGGAAAUGAGGAAAAUAGUGGCCGAGUAUGAGAAGACCAUCGCUCAGAUGAUAGGCAAGCCUGAGGAUGAACAGAGAGAGAAGUCGGUCUCCCACCAGACGGUGCAGCAGCUGGUCCUGGAGAAGGAGCAGGCCCUGGCCGACCUGAACUCUGUGGAGAAGUCUCUGGCCGACCUCUUCAGGAGAUACGAGAAGAUGAAGGAGGUCCUGGAAGGCUUCCGCAAGAAUGAAGAGGUGCUGAAGAGAUGUGCCCAAGAGUACCUGUCCCGAGUGAAGAAGGAGGAGCAGAGGUACCAGGCCCUGAAGGUGCACGCAGAGGAGAAACUGGACAGGGCCAAUGCUGAGAUCGCCCAGGUUCGAGGCAAGGCUCAGCAGGAACAAGCUGCCCACCAGGCCAGCCUGCGGAAGGAGCAGCUGCGAGUGGAUGCCCUGGAAAGGACGCUGGAGCAAAAGAAUAAGGAAAUAGAAGAACUCACCAAGAUUUGUGAUGAACUGAUUGCCAAAAUGGGGAAAAGCUAACUGAACCGAAUGUUUUGGACUUAACUGUUGCGUGCAAUAUGACCGUCAGCACACUGCUGUUCCUCCAGUUCCAUGGACAGGUUCUGUGUUCACUUUUUCGUAUGCACUACUGUAUUUCCUUUCUAAAUAAAGUUGAUUUGAUUGUAUGCAGUACUAAGGAGACUAUCAGAAUUUCUUGCUAUUGGUUUGCAUUUUCCUAGUAUAAUUCAUAGCAAGUUGACCUCAGAGUUCCUGUAUCAGGGAGAUUGUCUGAUUCUCUAAUAGAACACACAUUGCUGACCUUGGCCUUGCCGUUGGUACACGAGUUCCCAGGGUGAGCAGCUUUUGGAUUUAAUAUGAACAUGUACAGCGUGCAUAGGGACUCUUGCCUUAAGGAGUGUAAACUUGAUCUGCAUUUGCUGAUUUGUUUUUAAAAAAACAAGAAAUGCAUGUUUCAAAUAAAAUUCUCUAUUGUAAAUAAAUUUUUUUCUUUGGAUCUUGGCAA
Cebus imitator (Panamanian white-faced capuchin) is the source of this 9710-nucleotide messenger RNA. It is a transcript of the gene TACC2, whose product is annotated as transforming acidic coiled-coil containing protein 2. The transcript is spliced from 25 exons. The record is from RefSeq and is a predicted model, not a curated record. Lineage: Eukaryota; Metazoa; Chordata; Mammalia; Primates; Cebidae. Gene Ontology annotation, cellular component: cytoplasm. Gene Ontology annotation, biological process: cell population proliferation; cerebral cortex development; mitotic spindle organization. Bases 293 to 9226 code for a protein of 2977 amino acids.